Molecule: messenger RNA, 2152 nt
Organism: Sceloporus undulatus (fence lizard)
Lineage: Eukaryota; Metazoa; Chordata; Lepidosauria; Squamata; Phrynosomatidae
Gene: SET
Product: SET nuclear proto-oncogene
Exons: 8
Coding region: 344-1177 (277 amino acids)
Biological process (GO): nucleosome assembly
Cellular component (GO): nucleus; chromatin
Molecular function (GO): histone binding; chromatin binding
Source: RefSeq, a predicted model, not a curated record
GGGCGAUUGUCUGCGCAUGCGCAGGGCACGCUCGCCCGGAGGAGGAGGAGGAGACUCGCUGUGUGCAGAGAGCAGCGUGAGGGGAGCCGAGGCGCUGCUGCUGCCCCUUUCCCAAGGCGCCCACGCGGAGACCGAGGCGGCGGAGGAGGAGGAGAGGCGGCGGGGCCCGGUGUGAGGCGAGGCGAGGCUCCGUCUCCGGGCUCAGCCUCCGCGUCUCUUUGCGAGCGAGCAAGCGAGCCUUCCUUCCUUCCUUGGCUCCCUCCCCUUUCCUGCCUCUCCUCCCGCCUUUCUCGCGCGGCUGCCUGCCUGCCUCCCUCCUCGCUCUCUCGCCCUGGCCUCCAAGAUGUCUGCGCCGGCGGCCAAAGUCAGCAAGAAGGAGCUGAACUCCAACCACGACGGCGCCGACGAGAUCUCAGACAAAGAGCAACAAGAAGCAAUUGAACAUAUUGAUGAAGUACAGAAUGAAAUAGACAGACUGAAUGAACAAGCCAGUGAGGAAAUUUUGAAAGUAGAACAGAAAUAUAACAAACUCCGCCAACCAUUCUUCCAGAAGAGGUCAGAAUUGAUCGCCAAAAUCCCAAACUUUUGGGUAACAACAUUUGUCAACCACCCACAAGUAUCUGCACUGUUGGGAGAAGAAGAUGAAGAAGCACUGCAUUAUUUGAUCAGAGUUGAGGUGACGGAGUUUGAAGACAUCAAAUCAGGUUACAGAAUAGAUUUUUAUUUUGAUGAAAAUCCGUAUUUUGAAAAUAAGAUGCUCUCCAAAGAGUUCCAUCUGAAUGAGAGUGGAGACCCAUCGUCAAAGUCCAGUGAAAUCAAAUGGAAAUCUGGGAAGGAUCUGACAAAGCGUUCAAGCCAGACACAGAACAAGGCCAGCAGAAAGAGGCAGCAUGAAGAGCCAGAAAGCUUCUUCACCUGGUUCACUGACCAUUCUGAUGCCGGGGCUGAUGAAUUAGGGGAGGUCAUUAAGGAUGACAUCUGGCCAAAUCCAUUGCAGUACUACUUGGUUCCUGAUAUGGAUGACGAAGAAGGCGAAGGAGAAGAGGAUGAUGACGAUGACGAAGAGGAAGAAGGACUGGAGGACAUCGAUGAAGAAGGUGAUGAAGAUGAGGGUGAAGAAGAUGAAGAUGAUGAUGAGGGUGAAGAAGGAGAGGAGGAUGAAGGAGAAGAUGACUGAACACUGACAGAUUCCAACCACCCUCUUUCCCAACCCCUUUCUCCCUUCCCUCCAAUCCCUGGGAGCAAGUUGCUGUCUAUUUUCCCCCCUCCUUUUUUUGUGCUCAGUCGCCUUGUUCUCCUGAAGUCUAUAUUUUUCCUCUCCUCUUUCACCAUGGUUCACAAAUAAUUUUGGAGAAAAAAACACAAAUUAUCUUGAGCAGAAUACAGUGGAUAAAAAAAAAUAUGAUCUCUACCCAUUUUGGUUUUUUUAAUCCCUCUGUUUUGAAAGAAACAAACAAAAACUGUUAAAUGAAAUCAACACCCGGCGUGUUCUGUGGGGAAGAAAGAGACCCUUCCGCUCCCUUGGCUCUGCUGGAAGCUGAAGAGUGCUAGGCCCCUGUGUAGUAGUGCAUAGAAUCUAGCUUUCCCCCCUCCUCCUUUCUCUGUAUAUUGGGCUCAGAGAUUACACUGUGUCUCUAUGUGAAUAUGGACAGUUAGCAUUUACCAACAUGUAUCUGUCUACUUCUCUUGUUUAAAAAAAAACACUGAAAAAGCUAAAAAAAAUAUUAAGGGUGGGGGUUCUAGACAGGGUAAGUCAAGGGUGGGUUUCAGACGUUGGGUGGGUCGGACGGGCAUUUUGACAAAACAUGGCUUCUUCUUUGGCAUGUUUAACCGCGAUGUUUAUCCAACAUCCUUGCAGUUUAAGGUGACACUUUUAAAAAAAGACGAAACAAAUCCUCUUCUGAUGAUAACAAUUACAGUUGAGCCCUUCCACUUGAUGGAGAAUCAGCAGCAGAAAGACCUGUAGGAUCUUAUUUGGAAUUUACAUUUCUCUCUCUCUCUCUCUCUCUCUAUUGUAAUUUUGUUCCUUGUUUUUUUGUUUUUUCAACUUUUUUUUUCUCUCUCGUUUCACUGGAAAAGAAAGACGCUCAGUUUUAAACGUUAAAAAAGUGUACAAGUUGCUUUGUUACAAUAAAACUUCAUGUGUACACAA